CCGUGUGUUUCUUCGCCUCCUAUUUCAUGCUCCAAUCAUAUUCUCGCAAAACUGAGGGAGGAGGAAGCGGAGGAGACGUGACGGCAGCGGCAGGCGAUGGAGAAGAAAUAGAGACAGUUCGGGAGCAAAAGAAACCUUCUUUCGGUUGCCGGCUACAUUUUGGACAACAGGGCUCACUCGCACAUCUUGAUCUCCACCUGUGAUCAAGUUUGAUGUAGAGCAAAGGUGAUUCUUCCUAUUUAUCUUCAUCAGAUAUAGAUUGUUAGUUAUAUGAUAUAAGCAAUGGACAUUUCUUGGGAAUCCUCCUCUCUCUGGAAAAGUGGAAAAAAAAUCAUCAGAUGAGGUCAAGUCUCACCAAUGCCUGGCCUUGGAGAAGACCUGAUGGACACAACCAUUAAUUUCAAAAGCAGGCUCGGUCGCUUAAAGGAGAAUCUAUUCUUCUGUUCAGCAAUUGCAGGGUUACUAAGAUCUAUUAGGCAGAAACCAUGAGCAGCCAUAGUUUAACUACAGCUAAACAAAAUAAUAAUCCUGAAGGAACCAAGCAUUUCCAUCAUUCUUCGCUGUUAUCAGUUCAGUUGAGCAACCAACAUGACUGUAAAAACCUACUGGAUGAUAGGUUGUCCUCCACAAGCCCCUACCGUGCACAGACAGAACUGCUUAAAUCAUCCAGCUUCAAGCCAGGAAGUCCACGCUCUUAUGUAUCUCAUUCUCAAUGUUCAGAUCAUAUGUUUUCUCGUUCUUCCACAUUUUGUACCAGCCUUUACUCUUCAUCUUCAGCCAUCUCAGAGUCCUCUCGAAAGUUAAGUAGCUCACCGUUCCUUCCUCAUCCUCCAAAGUGCGAGAAGCGGAAUUCAGCUGUUCAAUUGUCUAGCUCUCCUCUGCUGUUCAAUGGAGACACAAGUGCUAGAAGUUGUGAGGAUGAACACACAGAUGACUUGAUGAAAGAUUUUCUUAAUCUGUCUGGAGAUGCUUCAGAUGGUAGCACCCAUGGAGAGAUUUAUGGCAAUAAUGGCAUAGCACUUAGCGAGCAAAUAGAAUUGCAACUUCUUUCCGAACAACUCGGUAUAGCUAUCACCGACAAUGGGGAAAGCCCACGUUUGGAUGACAUAUAUGAGACACCACAGGUCUCUUCUCUUCCUUUGUCUUCUAACCACAACCAGGCUGUUCAGCUUUCAGAGCCUCCUGCUAAAGUUCAACUGCACUCAUCCCCCUCCACAGCCACAGUCUCAGCUUCAGCUGCAAAUAAGACAAGAUUAAGAUGGACCUUGGAGCUCCAUGAGCGAUUUGUAGAAGCUGUGAACAAGCUUGAUGGGGCUGAGAAGGCAACUCCAAAGGCUGUACUAAAUCUUAUGAAUGUCGAAGGUUUGACUAUUUACCACGUAAAGAGUCAUUUGCAGAAAUAUCGACUUACUAAGUACAUCCCAGAGGCGAAAGAAGAUGACAAAAAGGCUUCUUGUCCUGAAGAUAAGAAGGCACCAUCAGUUAGUGAUGACAAUGAUUUGGCCAAGAGGAGGAACAUUCAAGUUACAGAGGCUCUACAGAUGCAAAUAGAGGUUCAAAAGCAGCUGCAUGAACAACUUGAGGUGCAAAGAGCACUUCAGUUGCGCAUAGAGGAAAAUGCAAAGUACUUGCAGAAGAUUCUGGAACAGCAGCAAAAAGCAAGGAAUCCCACAUCCUCCACACAAAGGUCAAUCUCGGAGGUGCCUUUAGAACAGCAUAGCCCCGCCCCAGAUCAAUCCGAAGUGGGCAUUGACUGCUCUCCACCAAACUCUCUGAAGCAUAAAGAAAAUGAUUCAGAAAGCGAUUCUAAAUCUGUCAAAGAUUGUAAGAGGAUUAGGCUUGAAGUUGAGCAGGAAAUACUUUCCUAAUGUUGAGACAGCUUUUGUUGUCCACAUUCUGUACUUGUUUACAAGAAGAAUUUGCAUGCAUGUUCUUUUCAUUCAUUUCCUAGUUAUUGUAGGCGGUGGGAUUGGUUUGGAUUGAGUUGAUGUAAAUUCCUGUGAAGAAUGAAUUAAAACUGAGGUAAGCUGUACCCUUGCAUUCUUAAGUGGUGAAAACUUGUGCAUAUUUUUGCUCCA
Messenger RNA from Musa acuminata AAA Group (dessert banana), 2078 nucleotides. Its product is annotated as protein PHOSPHATE STARVATION RESPONSE 3. Lineage: Eukaryota; Viridiplantae; Streptophyta; Magnoliopsida; Zingiberales; Musaceae. Bases 486 to 1868 code for a protein of 460 amino acids. Gene Ontology annotation, molecular function: DNA binding; DNA-binding transcription factor activity. The record is from RefSeq and is a predicted model, not a curated record. The transcript is spliced from 10 exons.